Messenger RNA from Aureobasidium musti, 1911 nucleotides. Lineage: Eukaryota; Fungi; Ascomycota; Dothideomycetes; Dothideales; Saccotheciaceae. The record is from the annotation of a GenBank genome assembly.
AUGUCUGACGGACGAGCUCGCGCAUGCUUCUCACUCAUCCGAAACCUGUUCUUGGCCCUCGUUCUCUAUGCAUUGAUCUAUACCACUAUCCACCUAGCACAAGAUCCGUCAGCCAGACAAAAGGCACGCCAGAAAGUCGCUCUCCUCGCAGAUGCCAAAACGGUGACACAGACAAAGUCGGGCAAUGUCCAGAUCAAACUCGCUGGUGCAUCGCGCACCGUAACCAUCAACCCUCACGUCAAUGUCUUCAACCGUCCUUCGAGCGCUGUCGUUCCGCGCGACGACUUNUUUGGCCCCAGACCUCAUGUCGACACCGAAGCCGACAUUGACAUGCUUGUAAAAGAGUGCAGAGGCUCAUACGAAGGCGUCGAGAAGAUGAGGGAUGUUUUCAGUUGCUUAGAGUUCCUGUCGGGAGCCGAGGACAAAUACUANCCUUUGCCAGAACAGGUGGAUCGUGCAAGUGAACAAGACCCUAGAGCGGCAGAAUACUUGAACGCAGAUGGACAUGGAAACACACUGAUGGAAUACGUGUCGGUCAGGGAUGCNAAAACUCCUUCAAAGACAAAUCUCGGAACUUGUGCUGGGCCCAUCAUUCCUUACCACGUCUACUGGGCUGGUCCCGCAACAUGGCGUCUCGAAGUCUUUGUCAAGUCCUACCUCUACACACAAAACUUGCCUUGUAGUCGACUCUGGCUCUGGGCAGAUACCGAUAGAGCUCCUGAUGCUGUCGACAAGUUGUUGAACCACGAUGCUCUAUUUGCUCGUUUCUUGCCGCUGGUCGAGAGAGGCGACAUCAGAGUGGUACCCUGGAAAUUCCCUACAAGAAUGCCUCUGCCGAAGGAGUUUGACAAUACAGAUGGCGUGGGCUAUUACAAGACGAAGGGGAAACCAAAUGCCAAGGGUGAAGUUGCAAUUGCAGAUGGUCUCAUCGAGGACGCCAAUGGUCAGCAAUGGAUCACUCUCACACCAAAGCAAAUGACUUUCUUCCCUCAGGCAAUCUCCGACACAGUGCGCUUCAUCAUCUUGCAUCAACAUGGUGGUGUAUAUCUGGACAUGGAUGCACUGAUGCUCCGCGACAUGCGACCUUUGCUCAUUCCCAAGAAACACGACUUUGCCGAACGAUGGGGAGCCCAUAACAACCCAGGAGACUACAACACUGCCAUCAUGUCUUUGUCUGCGAACACAUCACUUUCCAGCUAUUUGCUACGAGGAGGUGUACGCAUGGGUCUCAACUUCCAUCCUCGAGUCAUCGGUCGUAUGAUCUGGAAGGAAGGUCGCGAUCUUGAGUUUCCUAUGCUAGAAACUGCUGCUUUCGACCCCAUUUGGACUGAAUUCAAUUGGGAUCGUCAAGGUCGCUGUACAGUGCCUUGUUUACGCGACUACAGCGCCGUCUUCAAAGGCAAAGCCAGCAGUCUGAAAGAUGAGUGGGAGAGCUACGAUGGUCCUCAAUUGAAGCGUCUGAACCUCAAUUCCACAUCUGCACACAAAGAAGGCAUUCUGUCUCAAAUGUCGCAAUCACUACGCUCUGCAAAGUUCCCCCGAGAAGUCAAACCCGACACUGCCUCGUCUCCCGACCACAUCAACAUCACUCCCAUGCCCGGUCCCAUGGACAGUUUCACCAGCAGCAAAUCCGAAAUCGCCGCUCUCAAACAAGCCGGCAUUGUCAAAGACUACAGGCUGGAUGAAGACAAAUACCCACCCAACAAUCGCACGCUCGAGAACUUUUUCCGUGGCGCCUGGACAUACCAUAUCCAUAAUCAAUGGUUGAAAGAGCCGGAGCCGAGUUCAUGGUUAGAUGUUUUGCAAUCCGCUCAUGAUGGCUUCUUUUCUGGCGAGAGAGUCAAUCCGUAUGGAGAGAAGUGGACAGGGCCAGAAGUGUUGGCUUAUAAUGAAUGGAGCGAUAUGGUGUGA